This is a messenger RNA of Saprolegnia parasitica CBS 223.65, 495 nucleotides long. RefSeq lists its product as hypothetical. The record is from RefSeq and is a predicted model, not a curated record. The transcript has a single exon. Bases 1 to 495 code for a protein of 164 amino acids. NCBI's taxonomy places the organism in Eukaryota, Oomycota, Saprolegniomycetes, Saprolegniales, Saprolegniaceae.
AUGCUGCACUUUGACGAGCUCCACGUGCUCGAGCACGGUCUUGGCGCAACGACCCAAGUGACGUCGCUCGCGUCGCGGCUCUACGAGUGGCUUCCAGCGCGCUGGUUUCUUCGCUCGUCGGCGACGACGCCGGACGUGCUCUCGGAGGAGUUUGUAAGCGUCUUCUCGAUGGUCCGCGGGUUUCGCCGCGCGAUCGUGACGCUGGACCAGCCCAACCACUGCAUUUGGAACGGCGCCAAGGUCAUGGCGCUCCGAGACGUGAGCGCCGUGAUCCCCAUGCACACGCCGCACGACUCGCCGGCGUGGAGGCUUCUGUUGCAGGAUGCGGCGACGCUGCAGUCGUGGACGCUUGGCUUUACCGCCGAGGCGGACUUUCAACUCUGGCUCCAUGACCUCAAGCGCGUGCUCACGGAGACAGGCUGCGAGAAGUGCACCGUGCGCCCGCUCAUUGAGCUCAUCGCGCCGUCCGAGACAACCGCCGCCGCGCAGCGAUAA